Aureobasidium uvarum is the source of this 1208-nucleotide messenger RNA. The record is from the annotation of a GenBank genome assembly. Lineage: Eukaryota; Fungi; Ascomycota; Dothideomycetes; Dothideales; Saccotheciaceae.
AUCGCAUGGCUGCUUCGAGAGACUACCCGUCUCCGUCAACCACGAUCUCUGGUCUGACCUUACCUUCAACAUGUGAUCCUCCCGGAGAAGAGAACNCCCCAACGCAGAAAACAUGGAUUGUCAGUCUCGCUUCUGUUCCUUGCUUGGNNGUCUUCGGUGCUACUGGCCACAUGGGACGUUCAAUUGUCAAGACGUGUCUUUCUCAUGGCGACAAGGUCACUGCUGUUGGCCGUGUUGGCGAGCACACGCUUGAUCAGAUGCAAGGCUGGCACGACUCUUGUCUCGGCCUCUUGUGCGACGUGAGAGUUUCUAAAACAGUCGAGUCUGUCAUCGAGAAUACAAUUCGACAUUUCGGUGCUGUGGACGUCAUUGUCAAGUCAGUAUACCUCCUCGAAUUUCCCAAUAUCCCCGAUUUCAUCAUUGACUUUACCACANGUUGCACUGGAUACGGCGUCAUUGGAGCUUGUGAAGACCAAGAUGUUUGCGAUCUUCGUGCACAAUUCGAAACCAACUUCUUCGGCUGUCUCAACAUUGUCCAGCAGUCGCUCCCCUACUUUCGCAAACGCAACGCUGGCCGAUAUCUGAUUUUUUCUUCAACCUCCGGUGCACUCGGUGUCCCCGGCCUCGGUCCCUAUUGCGCAACCAAAUAUGCAGUCGAAGGUUUGAUUGAAAGCUUGCUCUACGAGGUCGAUGCUUUCAACAUCAAGGCCACCCUCGUCGCCCCAGGCCAUCUCCGUCUCGACGAACCCACGGGACUGGAUGACAAGGGUUCAGAUUCAGCUGACAAGAGCCGCCUACCAACCUAUGGUCAUUUUCUGGUCAAGUCACCGUCUCAGCCUUAUGAAAGCCAGAAUGCUCCUGCCGCUCACGCGAAGCGGGNNGUGGUGCAAUGGCUUAGCAACCAGCAGCCCACCAGUGCUGUCAAGAGCGCCGAACUUACCUGGCAAUUAGGUCAUUGUUCAUUUCCACCGUUGCGUCUCCUCUUGGGUAGUUUCGCCGUAGAGAGCAUACGUGACCGCUUGCGGUGCAUCAUAGAGGAGUCUUGUACAGNNAUCGAAGAUUGGAAACAUCUAAGCUUUCUUCGCGCCGAUGAGAGAGACCAGCAGACACCGCAGCCUGCAGGGGAAGAUUCGACGUCACAGCACCAACUGACACCGGGCGAUGAAAUUGCUGAAGUCGCAGAUGGGGACAUGGACAUCGACGAAGGC